GGGGUCUCUGUCUGGCGGCACGUGUAGGAGUGUCGGGGUCCCGGUGCUGCCUGCCGCGGGCUGGGGCGACCCUCGAGAGAGGUGCCAGCGCGGGGCGCCAGGGCCCGGGACUCUCUCUCCGUCGGCCCGCCGCCCCGUCCCGGUGGCUCGGCUGGUGGCCUGUGUCCGCAGGGAUCCCGAGCCCCGGGAGGGCGCGACCUGGGGCGGCUUCCCGGCCCGCGGGGCGCUGCGCCGGGGCGGGUGGGGGCCCGCGCGUGUCCGGGGGCUGUUCUGCGGCUCCAGAUUGCGGAGGGAGCCCCGCCGUCCGUCCGGGCCCCCGCGCUGCCGGCGGCUCCCCGGAGGCUCGGGACCGGAGGGGGAGCCGGCCCGGCCCGAUGCUCAGGCCGGGGCCGCGGUCGCCGGGUCAGCGCGGGGCCCCGGGGUGGCUCGGCGGGGCGGGGCGCUGCCCGCGCACCGAGGCUCGGCGCCCCGGCCCGAGGGCGGGGGCGGGCGAUGCGGAAGUGCCCGGCCGGCGGGCUGGCGGCGCAGCUGCGGGAGGGCGCAGUCGGCCCCGCCGCCCGGCCGGUGCUCGCGGGCGCAGCCACUGACAGACCCCUUUGCCAUGAACCAGCCUGCCCCUGGGGCCCUGCCUCCGCCCCGCCGUGUGCGGCUGAAGCCCUGGCUGGUGGCCCAGGUGAACAGCUGCCAGUACCCAGGGCUCCGCUGGGUCAAUGGCGAAAGGAAAUGGUUUUACAUCCCUUGGCGCCAUGCCACGAGGCAUGGCCCCAGCCAGGAUGGGGACAACACCAUCUUUAAGGCCUGGGCCACGGAGACGGGGAAGUACACGGAGGGGGUGGACGAGGCUGAUCCAGCCAAGUGGAAGGCCAACCUGCGCUGUGCCCUGAACAAGAGCCGUGACUUCCGCCUCAUCUAUGAUGGGCCCCGGGACAUGCCGCCUCAGCCCUACAAGAUCUACGAGGUCUGCUCCAACGGCCCCACUCCUGCAGAGCCACAGCCCACUGAGGAUUACGUUUGUGGCGCAGGAGAGGAGGAGGAGGACGAUGACGACGACGAGCUCCAGAGGAUGUUACCAAGCCUGAGCCUCACAGAAGCAGUGCAGCCUGGGCCCCCCAUGGCACCCUAUUCUUUACCCAAAGAGGAUGUCAAGUGGCCGCCCACUCUCCAGCAGCCCGUGGGGCUGGGCCCCCCUGCUCCAGACCCCUGCCUCCUGGGCUCUGCCCCUGGGGACCCUGCUGCCUUUGGGGAGCUUCUCCCUGAGGUCCUGCCGAGCCUGCAGCCUGGGCCCCUGGCUGACAGCCUGCCACCCCAAGGCGAGCAACUCCUGCCCGACCUGCUGAUCAGCCCCCACAUGCUGCCCCUCACCGACCUGGAGAUCAAGUUCCAGUACCGGGGGCGGCCACCCCGUGCCCUCACCAUCAGCAACCCUCACGGCUGCCGGCUCUUCUACAGUCAGCUGCAGGCCACCCAGGAGCAGGUGGAGCUCUUCGGGCCCGUGAGUCUGGAGCAAGUGCGUUUCCCCAGCCCCGAGGACAUCCCCAGUGACAAGCAGCGCUUCUACACAAACCAGCUGCUGGAUGUCCUGGACCGCGGGCUCAUCCUCCAGCUGCAAGGCCAGGAUCUCUAUGCCAUCCGCCUGUGCCAAUGCAAGGUGUUCUGGAGUGGGCCCUGCGCCUCCACUAAUGGCUCGCACCCCAACCCCAUCCAGCGGGAGGUCAAGACCAAGCUCUUCAGCCUGGAGCAUUUUCUCAACGAGCUCAUCCUGUUCCAGAAGGGCCAGACCAACACCCCACCACCAUUUGAAAUCUUUUUCUGUUUUGGAGAGGAGUGGCCUGACCACAAACCCCGAGAGAAGAAGCUCAUCACUGUACAGGUGGUGCCCGUAGCGGCUCGAUUGCUGCUGGAAAUGUUCUCAGGGGAGCUCUCCUGGUCGGCCGAUAGUAUACGGCUACAGAUCUCAAACCCAGACCUCAAAGAUCGCAUGGUGGAGCAGUUUAAGGAGCUCCACCACAUCUGGCAGUCCCAGCAGCAGAUGCAGCCUGUGGCCCAGGCCCCUCCUGCUGGCCAGGGGCCCUGGCCAAUGCACCCAGUUGGCAUGCAGUGAGGCUGCAUACAGUGACUGCAGCAGGCUUCCUGGGAGGCUAUGUGGACUGUUGUGGAGGUGUGAUGGCCCUGCUGGGCACCUGCCUGGCGGCAGGGUCUUAUCUCUGGGUCUCCUGGAAGCAGAUUUGGGCCAAGGGGACAGGAGAGGAGCCCAAGUUCCAGAUUCUCCCUGCAGAAGCUGAGGGAGGCUGGGAGCCAGGUCUGCUUUGGGGGCUCUGUCUUCUGGACAUGCCUCUCUGCUAGCUCCGGUUUGCUGGCUCUGAAGGAAUUCAGCCGUCAACACCAGUGAGCAGGAAGGGCUUCCCAGGAUGCCGGGGCCUAACUGUAUAGAGGAAGUGGUCCCAGAGUGCCCCCAUUUCCUCUGGCAGAAAGCCUCAAGUCCUGUGGCAGGUUCCCCUGGUGGGGCCUCCGCAGGGCAUGGGCCUGAUUUGGGGGUUCCCUAGUUUAAGCCUCACUUCCUCAUCUUUCUCCUUUCUGAGACAGAUUUGAGCACUUAGGUAUUGCACCAGAUACUUAAGGCUGACAGCUACCUCCUUUCUUGUGAAUCCAAGAACCUGAGGUAGAAAGUGGAAUUUUAUGUAUUUUUGGAUUAAUAAAUGUUAAAAACACA
This is a messenger RNA of Phyllostomus hastatus (greater spear-nosed bat), 2710 nucleotides long. RefSeq names its product interferon regulatory factor 5 (gene IRF5). The coding region runs from base 602 to 2101 and encodes 499 amino acids. Lineage: Eukaryota; Metazoa; Chordata; Mammalia; Chiroptera; Phyllostomidae. Gene Ontology annotation, cellular component: nucleus. Gene Ontology annotation, biological process: regulation of transcription by RNA polymerase II; immune system process. Gene Ontology annotation, molecular function: RNA polymerase II cis-regulatory region sequence-specific DNA binding; DNA-binding transcription factor activity, RNA polymerase II-specific; protein binding. The transcript has 9 exons. The record is from RefSeq and is a predicted model, not a curated record.